AAAUUUUCAAUGUUUCCAAGGGAACAUCUUUGGUAUGGAGUAGGAUACGCAAUGGUAGGGCUCUUAGUGUUCUGGAUAACGUUGAUCAUGUUGGACAACUAAAGAUGUUUACAGGGAAUAAAGAGAAUUUGUUACGUGAAAAGCUUGGGUGGAGGAAGCAUAAUCAUCAUACUUUCCAAGGAUGA
Molecule: messenger RNA, 185 nt
Organism: Sphenostylis stenocarpa
Lineage: Eukaryota; Viridiplantae; Streptophyta; Magnoliopsida; Fabales; Fabaceae
Source: the annotation of a GenBank genome assembly